AGUGGAGGAUGGUGGUCAAAGAGUCUAGUUUGUCUCAAUACAAACGUGUUCUGCAUUUUUCAGUUUCACGACUUUGCCUGAAUUUGAGGGGGAUUGUGUGACACACGCUGUGGUUCUUGCCCUGGCUGUGGUAUGUGACUGCCUGUCACGACCUUACAGUGUUUGGUAUUGCCAGAAAUCUGGCUUCAUAGCAGUAUUAGCUCAUGACUUUUCCUGAAGAUACAAAGUUUUUGCUCCAUUUUUUCCAUUUGAAUCCCACGGCUCUCUAAACAAAUGAGUCUCUGAGCUCCCUUUUCAGACAAACCCCUUUUCUCUGCUGUCCAAGUUGUUUCUUUCCACAGCACCGUGGGAAACUUCUUCCAAAUGUCCUUAUCAAGCCCAGUUACGGACGUGACUGUUUUUUCUGGCAUUCAGAAACCAAAUACAGAACACCUUUACAAAGGUGUACAGGGAAGCAGCCUCACCUCAUGCUUUCAAGUUUGUCAAGAGGCCUCUGAUUCACCGCUGGUGUCUGCCAGGAGGAGCAGCUCAGUCCGGCUGGAGUCAGGAAAAAUCCACAGGCUGCAGGUUUCCUGUUAAAGACCCACGUGCAGGUCAGGUCACUGUGUGUUGCUUCUUGCUGAACAUUGAGCUGCUUACGUGAAUGCCAAAGCCUGUGAGCCUGCAGUUGACUUUUGGAAGUCUGACUUUGGUUGAGUCUGAUUUUGGUGUUCUGAUAUGCGCUGGGAAGGUGAAGGUGUGUGUGCCAGUGCUCAGCUGGAAUCUCACUCAGCCCUAUGAGAAAAAGGGAAAGCUAAGGAUGCUGGAGCAGAACAAUGGAUUUCUCUUUCUCUUUCAUGCAAGGGAUCAUGGGAAACACAAUUCAGCAACCACCUCAACUCAUUGACUCGGCCAACAUCCGCCAGGAGGAGGCCUUCGACGGCAGCAGCGAGCUGGGCGAGGAUGGGGCCCGGACGCCAUACGAGGCCGCGCUGCAGCCAGGCUUCCAGUACCCGCCGGCCGAGGAGCUGCCGCCCCUCAGCAACGGCUUCCCGCCGGCCCUGGGCGGCUACGAGCCCCAGGGCAAGCUCCAGUUCCCCCAGUACCCCAACGGCUCGGCCAACGGCUUCGGGGCCAGCAGGACCUUCAGCCCCCCCGAGUAUUACCCCGUGGAGAACUCCAGCGCCAGCGCCAGGCCGCACGAAGCGCUGGGAAAACCUUCCCCUCCCCGGCCGCCGCCUCCUGCACCGCCGCCAGCUCCACAAGUGGGCAUUCCAAAGAAGACUGGCUCACCAGAGAUCAAACUCAAAAUAACCAAAACUAUCCAGAACGGCAGGGAAUUGUUUGAGUCCUCCCUGUGUGGGGACCUGUUGAAUGAAGUCCAAGCGAGGGAGUACGCUAAGGCAAAACACGAAGGGAGGAAAGAGAAAAGGAAAAAAAGUAGCAAGCAUGACUCUUCCCGGUCGGAAGAGCGCAAGUCACACAAAAUUCCAAAAUUAGAACCAGAGGAGCAAAAUAGACCAAACGAGAGGCUUAGCACACUGUCUGAGAGACCAAGAGAAGAGGCAGUGCUGGAGGAAGCCCUGGUGCAGCCGCUCGUGCCGUCCCUUCCAGCGCAGGUCACCCACGACGUCAAGUUCCAGGUUGGGGAUCUGGUUUGGUCCAAGGUGGGGACGUACCCCUGGUGGCCUUGCAUGGUGUCCUGUGAUCCACAGCUUGAUGUGCAUACCAAAAUUAAUACGAGAGGUGCCCGGGAAUACCACGUGCAGUUCUUCAGCAACCAGCCAGAGCGAGCCUGGGUGCACGAGAAGCGCGUCCGGGAGUACCAUGGGCACAAACAGUACGAGCAGUUACUGGCUGAGGCAGCCAAGCAAGCCAGCAACCACUCUGAGAAGCAGAAGAUUCGCAAGCCGCGGCCGCAGAGGGAGCGAGCGCAGUGGGACAUCGGCAUUGCCCACGCCGAGAAGGCGCUGAAGAUGAGCCGGGAGGAGAGGAUAGAGCAGUACACCUUCAUUUACGUGGACCAGGAGCCAGAGGAGGCUUUGGCCAAAGCCAAAAAGACCGCUGCUGCCAAAUCGGAGGCCAAGAAGAACCGGCGGCCGAAGGCGGCGCCGAGCGCGCAGCCGGAGCACGGCAGCGCCAGCGUGGGGACAGGAACGGGGACGGGGACAGGGACAGGGCCAGGCUCGUCCCCCUCCCACGCCGAGGCGCGCAGGCAGCCCCCGCGCAGGCAGCCCAGCGGGGACGAGGAGGAGGCGCCGCCCGUCAAGAUCGCCUGGAAAACUGCUGCAGCCAGGAAAUCCCUACCAGCUUCAAUAACCAUGCACAACCUGGAUCUGCAGAAGUGUAACAUGUCUCCAGUUGUUAAAAUUGAACAGGUUUUUGCCCUUCAGAAUGCUGCCGGGGAUGGAAAACUCAUCGAUCAAUUUGUUUAUUCCACCAAGGGAGUUGGUACCAAAGCAGAAGUAAGUGUCAAAGGACAAGAGAAGCUAAAUUCUUCAUCAGCACAGAGGAGUGAAAAAGCAGUGGUGCAGAACACGUCCUCUCCUGAGACAACUUCUGGGGCAGCAGGUUCUGUAGAAAAGAAGCAACAGAGAAGAUCGAUUCGAACCCGCUCCGAGUCUGAGAAAUCCACUGAAGUUGUGCCAAAGAAGAAGAUCAAAAAGGAGCAGGUCGAAGCUGUCCCCCUGGCAGCAGUGAAGACGGGGCUGCAGAAAGGUGCCAGUGAGAUUUCAGACUCCUGUAAACCCUUGAAGAAGAGAAGUCGUGCCUCCACAGACAUGGAGCUGACCAGCUCAGCCUACAGGGACACGUCUGACUCUGAUUCCAGAGGACUCAAUGAUUUACAGGGCAGUUUUGGGAAGCGCUCAGACAGCCCCUCAGCCGCUGCCGACGCCGAUGCCUCAGACGUGCAGUCGGUGGACUCCAGCUUAUCCAGGAGAGGAACUGGAACAAGCAGAAAGGACACUGUUUGUCAGAUCUGCGAGAGCUCCGGCGAGUCGCUGCUGGCCUGCGAGGGCGAGUGCUGCAGCACGUUCCACCUGGAGUGUCUCGGCCUGAAGGCUGCGCCUGAGGACAAGUUCAUCUGCACCGAGUGCAAGAACGGGGAGCACACGUGCUUUUCCUGCAAGCUCCCUGGCAAGGACGUGAAGCGCUGCUCCGUCAGCACCUGUGGCAAGUUCUACCACGAGGGCUGCGUGCGCAAGUUUGCCACGGCCCUGUUCGAGUCGCGCGGCUUCCGCUGCCCCCAGCACUGCUGCACGGCCUGCUCCAUGGACAAGGACAUGCACAAAGCCAGCAAAGGUCGCAUGGCGAGAUGUCUGCGCUGCCCCGUGGCCUAUCACUCUGGAGACGGCUGCAUCGCUGCAGGAAGCUUGUUUGUGUCAUCCCACAUCCUCAUCUGUAGUAACCAUUCCAAAAGGACUCACUCCUCAUCAGCUGUAAAUGUAGGCUUUUGUUUCGUUUGUGCAAGAGGGCUGGUAGUGCAGGACCAUUCAGACCCCCUGUUCAGUUCCUAUGCCUAUAAGUCCCACUACCUACUGAAUGAGUCAAAUCGUGCUGAGUUGAUGAAAUUACCUAUGAUUCCUCCUCCUUCGUCAGCUUCCAAAAAGAAAUGUGAGAAAGGUGGCAAACUGUUGUGCUGUGAGUCCUGCCCAGCUUCCUUCCACCCCGAGUGUCUCAGCAUAGAAAUGCCUGAGGGCUGCUGGAAUUGCAAUGACUGUAAAGCUGGCAAGAAGCUGCGGUACAAGCAGAUCGUUUGGGUCAAGCUUGGCAAUUACAGGUGGUGGCCAGCAGAGAUCUGCAAUCCCAGGUCUGUGCCUCUCAACAUACAGGGCCUCAAACAUGAUAUCGGGGACUUCCCAGUAUUUUUCUUUGGUUCACAUGACUACUAUUGGGUACACCAGGGCAGAGUUUUCCCUUAUGUUGAAGGAGAUAAAAGCUUUGCUGAGGGGCAAACUAGUAUUAACAAGACCUUCAAGAAAGCACUUGAAGAAGCAGCAAAGCGUUUCCAGGAACUGAAAGCACAAAGAGAAAGCAAAGAGGCAUUGGAAAUUGAAAGGAAUUCAAGGAAACCUCCACCCUAUAAACACAUUAAAUCCAACAAGGUGAUCGGGAAGGUGCAGAUCCAGGUGGCCGACCUGUCGGAGAUCCCGCGCUGUAACUGCAAGCCCUCGGACGAGAACCCGUGCGGGCUGGAGUCCGAGUGCCUCAACAGGAUGCUGCAGUACGAGUGCCACCCGCAGGUGUGCCCGGCGGGGGAGCGCUGCCAGAACCAGUGCUUCACCAAGCGCCUCUACCCCGACGCCGAGAUCAUCAAAACCGAGCGCCGCGGCUGGGGGCUGCGCACCAAGAGGAGCAUUAAAAAGGGCGAGUUUGUGAAUGAGUAUGUUGGGGAGCUGAUUGACGAGGAGGAGUGCCGGCUGCGGAUCAAACGUGCUCAUGAGAACAGUGUCACCAAUUUUUAUAUGCUGACUGUAACCAAGGACCGAAUAAUAGAUGCUGGCCCAAAGGGGAACUACUCUCGUUUUAUGAACCAUAGUUGUAACCCAAACUGUGAAACGCAGAAAUGGACAGUGAAUGGUGACAUUAGAGUUGGACUGUUUGCUCUUUGUGACAUUCCUGCAGGAAUGGAGUUAACAUUCAAUUACAACCUGGACUGCCUGGGCAACGGCAGGACCGAGUGUCACUGCGGAGCAGAGAACUGCAGCGGCUUCCUGGGAGUGCGGCCCAAGACAGCAUUUGCAACAGCAAAUGAAGAGAAGGUGAAAAAUGCAAAAUUAAAGCAGAAGAAACGGAAAAUAAAAACAGAACAGAAGCAGAUGCAUGAAGAUAACUGUUUCCAGUGUGGAGAUGGGGGAGAGCUGGUCAUGUGUGAUAAGAAGGACUGUCCCAAAGCAUACCACCUCCUAUGCCUUAACCUGACUCAACCACCUUUUGGAAAGUGGGAAUGUCCAUGGCAUCAGUGUGACAUCUGUAGCAAUCCUGCCGUGUCCUUCUGUGAGUUCUGCCCCCAUUCCUUCUGCAAGGAUCACGAGAAGGGAGCCCUGGUGCCGUCGGCGCUGGACGGCCGCCCCUGCUGCUCCGCACACGACCCCGAAUCGCCUGUGGCGCCCGACUACUGGAGCAAGAUCAAGUGCAAAUUGGAAGCACAGAACGCUGUGGAAGAGGCAAAGGAGUGAAUUUGGUUCAAAACAAGCAG
Molecule: messenger RNA, 5179 nt
Organism: Ficedula albicollis (Collared flycatcher)
Lineage: Eukaryota; Metazoa; Chordata; Aves; Passeriformes; Muscicapidae
Gene: NSD3
Product: Wolf-Hirschhorn syndrome candidate 1-like 1
Exons: 25
Coding region: 816-5159 (1447 amino acids)
Biological process (GO): regulation of DNA-templated transcription
Cellular component (GO): chromatin; nucleus
Molecular function (GO): histone H3K36 methyltransferase activity; protein binding
Source: RefSeq, a predicted model, not a curated record